Molecule: messenger RNA, 1059 nt
Organism: Salmo salar (Atlantic salmon)
Lineage: Eukaryota; Metazoa; Chordata; Actinopteri; Salmoniformes; Salmonidae
Source: RefSeq, a predicted model, not a curated record
ACUCCUUUCAUUCUGCAGUCUGCUAUAACGCUCAGGACCCAUCAGUUCUACAAAGUCCUCCGUGGAACAAAGGAGUAAUUACAACUGUCACAGGAACGCCAAAAACCUGAUAAGAAUACUGUAUAAUGUUUUCUGAUCAAUAUGACACCACAAACAUUUCAAAUAUUAGAACUACAUAUUCUGCCAAUUAAAAAAAACUGGUCUACGUUUUCUAAGCGGGAGUUGUUUGUCGAAGUUCUUUCCUGUGAAAAACUGAAAGUAAAUUCGACAACUUUUUUCUUUCUGUGGCUUCACCAAGGUUUUUCGACUUGCAAGACAGCAGCAGAAAUGAUUGAUAUGGGACUAGACCAGUCCUCUUCAGGAUUGUGAGGUCUCCUCUCUGAGAGUUAGAAUGAGUUAUCAUCAGGGGCUGAGGGUGGAGCCAUCCAUAAAGAAAGACAGAAGGAUGGGUCACCUAACAAGAUUCUUGAUGAGACCAUGGACCCUGAUAUGAGGGUCCAUCUGGAGAGACCAGUGUCACCAACCCCCAGUGAUCUAUCAAUGAAAAGUGACAAAUCAAUGCGUAACCCUCCUGUAUUCAAGGAGGAAGACUUGACUCAGAAAGAGGGGAACAAUUUGAAGCAUCUCCAGCUACGUGCAGCUAGUCAUUGUGACCAGUCAGUGAAUUCAAGCAAAUACCCAAGUGAUGAUGGAGACCAAACCAGGGAUGGAAGCAUCAUCAGGCCAGAAGAGAUGGUCUGUGAGGUCAAAGCUGUGAAGUUCUGUCUGACCUGCACUCAGUCCUACUGUGGGACCCACGUUAAGAAGCACUACACAGUACCUAAACUACAGAGACACACCCUGGUGGAGGUGACUGGAGACCUGGAGGAGAGACUCUGUCAGGAACACCACAGAGCUCUGGAGGUGUUCUGCAGGACAGACCAGAAGCUGAUCUGCAGUCUGUGUGUAGUAACAGAACAUGAAGGACAUGAUAUAGUCUAUGAUGAGAUAAAACAAGCUGGAAGACAGGUUGGAUGUUACAGCAGAGAUGAGGUGCACACUGUCAACCGCGCCCCCUGA